GUGUAGACGAGGAGGGUGAUUGGGGUGAGUGGGAGGAAGAUGAGGGAGGAGAUCCGAAGGCGAAGCUUCUAAGGAUGCGCAAACAAUUGCGAGAGCAACAGCUGGAGAGAAUUCGCGCGUCUUCUACGAGUGCGAAGUUCAACAAGAUGCGGAAGCGAGUCAGCUCGACGGGAGGCAAGCAGAUAGCUGCGCGAAUACAAAUCGAGGAAGAUCUUGCGAGGGAGAUAGUUCGCGUGAAUCAAGCAGGAGAGCGGCCCUGGGAUCCUUUAAAAGUGCAGCGGGAAUUUAUCAGGAGGAUGAUCGAGGAAGGAGAAGGAAGCUACUACGGCGUAAGACACGGGACCGGUCACAAAGCUACGUGGAAGUGGUACUCAUGUUUUACGAAGCGGCACGAGCUAAAAAGUACCAGAGACGUCACGGCUUCAAGUAUACGCUCCGACUUACAGCUACGGGAUGAGAUAUUUUUAACAUGGGGUAGGUGGAUGCGGUACCUCGAAUCGAUACGAGCUAAGUCGCACCAAAUUUAUCAGGAAACGGGAGAGCUUCCGCUGGUUAUUCGUUGCAAUCUUGACGAGACUUUUCUCCGUAGUCACGUCGCUACGAAAGCUGCCUGCAUACCUAAGUUUAAUGCGCGUCGUGUGAAUCGGAGCUGGCCAGGUAGUAAGAAAACGACAAAAGAGGGCUGCACUGGUAUAUUUUUCAUCACAGACCAUCCGAGUUUCUUUUUCAAGCCAACAAUAAGCUUCCACCAGAACCGACCAUCGCAGGACAUGAAAGAUCGAGUCGCAGCCAACUGGCAGGGCAGUGCGUACAUUGAAAAGGAUGGGAACUCGCUCGGGAAUCAUCAGAUAGACAG
Molecule: messenger RNA, 856 nt
Organism: Amoebophrya sp. A25
Lineage: Eukaryota; Dinophyceae; Syndiniales; Amoebophryaceae
Source: the annotation of a GenBank genome assembly